AUGGAAGAAGUGAAGGUGCAUGGGUUUUGGGCUAGCCCUUUUAGCCACAGAGUAAUAUGGGCUCUGAAACUAAAGGGUGUGAAGUAUGAGUACAUGGAAGAAGACCUCCAAAACAAGAGUCAACUGCUCUUACAGUAUAAUCCCAUUCACAAGAAGGUCCCUGUGCUUGUUCAUGGUGGUAAACCAGUUGUGGAGUCCCUCGUCAUUCUUGAAUACAUCGAAGAGACGUGGCCGGAGAGCCCAUUGCUGCCAGAAGAUGCUUAUGAGAAAGCCAUGGCUCGAUUUUGGAUCAAAUUUGCAGGAGAGAAGGGUCGUACCUGUUUUAAUCCCUUCCUUUUAACCGGUGAGGCACAAGAGAAAGCGAUCGAAGAAGCAAUGGAAGUGUUGAAGAUUGUAGAAGAGAAAGGCCUUGGAGAUAAGAAGUUCUUUGGAGGUGAAGCCAUAGGACUAGUGGACAUAACAUUUGGGUUGUUUGGUUACUGGUUAGAGUGCUUUGGAGAAGCAGUAGGGGUGAAACUGCUGGAACCAAGCAUUUUGCCUCGAUUUUGUGCAUGGGUUCAAAAUUUUAAGGAAGUUGCAGUGAUCAAAGAAACUCUUCCCGAUCGCGAAAAAUAUAUGGCAUAUUGUAGAUGCUUGAUGGAGAAACAUAUGAAAAAUUCAGCAAAGUAGCACCUGGCUAGAAAAUCAGCGUGUUGUGAGGGAUUUAAUAAAGGAGAUCGAAUCACAAAAGCAGCUCUCAAGAAAAAGAACUGUUGGUGAAUUUUGAUCCAUAUGAAUGCUAAAUUUGUUUAAUUACCUAUGUUUAAAUGUGUGAUGAUAUUUAAGUCUACGUACUGAAGGUGAUAAAAUAAAUAAAUUGUGUUUUUAAGAGGUAAUAUAUAUUAUAAAAUGUAGAAAAAUAUGUAUAGAUAUUUUGUUGUCUGUUUUCAGACUUUUUGCGGGGAUUUAGAUGGUUUUUUUACAGCCAUUGCCAUUUGCCAUUUGCCUAGUUAAUAAAAAAUAGUCACUCAGCAUUGGACACAAGUACAAUAUUAUUUCAUAUGAAUGCUAGAUUGAGUUACUCUGUUUCUUUUUCUUUUUUUUUUUCUUUUUUUUUUUUUUAAUGCUAUCUCCUUAGUUUGUGUUAUGGGUGCACACGUUUGGAUGGAAUCGAUUUACUAAUAUUUUGAAACUAAUACGAACAUAUAAAAUAUAUAUAUAUAUAUAUAUUUGAAACCCAAUCAAUCCGAUCAUAUUGUCUAAACUGAACUGAUCAAGACGGUUGG
Molecule: messenger RNA, 1265 nt
Organism: Cornus florida
Lineage: Eukaryota; Viridiplantae; Streptophyta; Magnoliopsida; Cornales; Cornaceae
Product: probable glutathione S-transferase
Exons: 3
Coding region: 1-669 (222 amino acids)
Biological process (GO): glutathione metabolic process
Cellular component (GO): cytoplasm
Molecular function (GO): glutathione transferase activity
Source: RefSeq, a predicted model, not a curated record